Liolophura sinensis is the source of this 2970-nucleotide messenger RNA. RefSeq names its product solute carrier family 35 member E2B-like. NCBI's taxonomy places the organism in Eukaryota, Metazoa, Mollusca, Polyplacophora, Chitonida, Chitonidae. The coding region runs from base 143 to 1234 and encodes 363 amino acids. The transcript is spliced from 6 exons. The record is from RefSeq and is a predicted model, not a curated record.
AGAUCGACUUUGUGGAUUCUUCAGUAUGAUGUGGUGCUCUAGGGCGUGUAUAACUCUGUCUUACUCAGAUGUCACUGGUAGGUGUUGGAUAGGUAUAUUGGGUGUACUACACGCUCUAGGUAGCUUCUUGUGACAGAUCAGCAUGGAUGAUGCGACUGUGCCUUUCCCCGGCGAAGCGAGCACAACAGCCCGGGAGAGACGUGACAUCGGCCGGGAGAACACAGGCCUGUCGGGGAGCGAGGCAAGCGUGACGCUGAGAAAGGGUGCACUGUUUAACGUGGCAGCUUUUGCUGCUUUGAUUAUAUGGUACCUGUUUAGCGCUGGGACUUUAUUUCUCAACAAGUAUAUUCUAUCAUUUCUGGGUGGAGAUCCUACCUUACUCGGAACUUCCCAGAUAUGCACUACAACAGUACUGGGCUUCUGUCAGAUUUACUUUGGGAUCGGCACUUUCAAAUCACAUGAGAAAAGCGAGCGUCCUCCACGGUUUUGGAGAAACAUGGGUUUACUAGGUGGGAUGAGAAUUAUGACAGUGCUUCUAGGUUUGGUGUCACUGAAGUUCGUGGCUGUAUCGUUCACAGAGACCGUGAAGGGGUCCGCUCCGGUGUUCACAGUGCUUAUCUCUUGGUUCCUGAUGAGAGAGUACACAAGUCUCUGGACCUUCCUCUCACUCGUACCCAUCAUGACUGGACUAGUACUCUGCUCUGCCUUUGAGAUCAGCAUCAACACAUUGGGGUUCGUGGCUGCUCUACUAACGAACAUCACAGACUGUUUUCAAAACGUAUUUUCCAAGCGUCUUAUGAGUGGGGAGAAUUACAAGUACACGCCAUUGGAGUUACAAUUCUACACAAGCCUCGCUUCCAUCUCCGUUCAACUUCCACUAGCUGUCUUUACCAUGAACAAUUUGGCCAUGAAAAUUUUAGACUCUCAUUUGGCAGGGAUGUUAAUACUGGACGGUAUAUGUUUUCAUUGUCAGAGUCUGUCAGCCUAUAUUCUGAUGGACUUUAUUUCACCAGUGACGCAUAGUGUUGCCAACACCGUCAAGCGGGCUGUGCUUAUAUGGACUUCGGUGCUAAUUUUUGGGAAUCCUGUGACUUUUCUUAGUGGUGUAGGAUCUGUGAUGGUAAUCUGUGGUGUGUUUCUCUAUACCCUUGCUCGCCAUGGAGAUCGAAUCUUCCUUAAAAGGAGGACUGAACAUCCCAGAUCAAUGGGUGGAGGAGUUUACAAACUUGUGUAACUUCCGUCCGUCUCUUCUUGACCAGUCCUAACCCCUACGAUUUUAAAAUAAACGCCAGAAGCCAUUGUUUUAUGGAUUUAUGUGAAAAAAUGGCACCAGCUAUGGCAAGCCAAACGUUGUGAUAUUAACACACACAAAAAUAUCAUUAUGCUAUUAUUAAAGAUAAAUGUAUUCAGUAACUGAAUGAAAAUUGAAGUUUUUGUUCAAUUAUUUUCAUACAUAUGUUUAUACAGUCUUUUUGAAACAUAAAAUAUUGAAUUAAAUGGGGCAAAAGAAAUCCAUCAGUGUGUGUUAGUAUGCAAUAUUGAAAAUAAUCCUUCGAUCUUCUGGGAAAAAGCAUCGAAACCAAUCGGACAACGCCUAUCCUCUGCGUUUAGGGAGUACAACAUUCUUCAAUGGGACAGACAGUCUGGAUGACGGCCCCGCACCCCCACCCUUCCUCUUCUCGCGCAAUCGACACACCAGGCGUCGAGAGAUUUAAAUUUAAUUUUUGGCUUGCUUUCGUUUGGCGCGACAGGGAGGAGUGUUUUUUUUUAGAAAUAUAUCCAUUGUAACCAGAAAGAUAAAAGCAGCUGAGACUCAUCUAAAAAAAAGGUGGCGGUGUGUAAAAAACAGGCAAUAUUUUACAUGCCGAUCAACUGAAUUUUAACAUUUAAAUGUUUGUAAGGAAAAGGUUUAAGAGUAGGGCUACAGAGAAUCAGUCCACUUGGGCUCCUUCACGACCGGUUAAAGACUGAUAAAAUGUUUAUCCGUAUAGCAAGACUUAAAAACGUACAUGUUAUCAACACUCCUCAGAUGCGUGGCACACUAUGAGCUUUUAGUACAUGGCCACGCAUGACGCAAGCCUUAAUUCAGACCGUCAUAAAAAAAGACUGUUCUAUACGUAAUGAGAGGGAUGUUUUCUUGACCUCCAUUCGUUUUCCUGUGUAACGUGCAGUGAAUGGUUUAUCUGUACAGCUGAAAGCAAAACUGGGGUUGAAAACGAGGGAAUGUAUGGGAGUGACAUCACAAAUUUUGUGUAUGGCGUAGGUCCGGGACACCCAUUCAUAUUUUCCCAUGCCUAAUCAUUCAAUCGCUUAAAAAGCUCGAUAUUUUCUACAUUUAAAUAAACAGAUGCACUUGUGUAUGUAAACUUUCGAACCCUUGUUUUCGGUAAUAAUAAAAAAGCGUGGCAAUAUCAAAAACCACAUACGUCAAUGAUUAUUUUCUUUAAAAAUAGAAUAAAUAUAUAUUAUUAACAUUGAUUUUAAGCUAUCAAAUGUGGUACUUGAUUUUUCCUUUAAUAUUGAAAUAAAUAUGCAUUCUAUUACAUUUUUCUUCAAAAAGUGCGAAGAAGUGUUCAAAAAUAAAACACAUAUAUGUUUCAAACAUUGAAUAUUGCAAUGCCUGGCUUCCAUAAACGGCAAUAAAUGUCUUAAGAAGCGCAUGUUUGAAACUAUUCCAAUCGUCAGACCAAGAUUGUCAUGAUUGCUGAUUUAUGUGGGGAAACUGGGUUGUUUAGGAAGGUGUUAUGCCAGGUUCAUACUUAUUAAACUCGGUUGUAUACUUCAUUUUGCUUUACAAGCAUGUAAACGUAUUUUGUUUGGUGCGUUAGCACCACGGCAUAUUUAUCUGCUUAAAUCGUAUUCAUAUGGGGUCAUCUAGUUUUAAAAAGCAACGUGCAUAUUUCAAAUUUAUGUUGGUAAUAAUGGCUAGUCGUUAACAUGUAAGGUGUUUAAAUUGGAAACAGAACUUAA